Glycine soja is the source of this 1991-nucleotide messenger RNA. Its product is annotated as calcium-dependent protein kinase SK5. The record is from RefSeq and is a predicted model, not a curated record. Gene Ontology annotation, molecular function: calcium ion binding; calcium-dependent protein serine/threonine kinase activity; ATP binding. The transcript is spliced from 7 exons. Gene Ontology annotation, cellular component: cytoplasm; nucleus. Gene Ontology annotation, biological process: protein autophosphorylation; intracellular signal transduction; peptidyl-serine phosphorylation. NCBI's taxonomy places the organism in Eukaryota, Viridiplantae, Streptophyta, Magnoliopsida, Fabales, Fabaceae. Bases 291 to 1817 code for a protein of 508 amino acids.
CUCCUUAACAUAUACUUUCUAAACGUGUUUUCUUGUAUAAUUUUUAGACAAAUAGAGCUUUUUUAUUUUAUUUUAUUGAUUAAUAAUAGCAGAACAUGUCCUUCAUUCAAUUCAAAGUCUAACGUGACCAGCCCAUAGUUACCUUGAGCUUGUUGUUGGCUGUUAAUUUGUUGAGAGAGAGCAAUCAAAAACAUUCAUGGCGUCUUCCAAGGAGAGAGAAGAAAACACCAAUUAACCACCACCUGAUAGGCUGAUACAAUACAAUCUCCUUUCCUUUUUCGACAACAAGAAUGGCUGCGAAAUCUAGUUCGAGUUCGACAACAACAAACGUGGUGACUCUGAAGGCGGCGUGGGUUCUCCCGCAGCGCACGCAGAACAUCCGUGAGGUGUACGAGGUUGGGCGGAAGCUCGGGCAGGGCCAAUUCGGGACCACCUUCGAGUGCACGCGCCGUGCGAGUGGUGGGAAGUUCGCGUGCAAGUCGAUUCCGAAGCGGAAGCUGCUGUGCAAGGAGGACUACGAGGACGUGUGGCGGGAGAUUCAGAUAAUGCACCACUUGUCGGAACACGCCAACGUUGUCCGCAUCGAAGGGACGUACGAGGAUUCCACGGCCGUGCACCUGGUCAUGGAGUUGUGCGAGGGUGGAGAGUUGUUUGACAGGAUCGUGCAGAAGGGACACUACAGCGAGAGACAGGCGGCGAGGUUGAUAAAGACGAUUGUUGAGGUUGUUGAGGCGUGUCACUCGCUAGGGGUCAUGCAUAGGGACCUUAAGCCUGAGAAUUUCUUGUUUGAUACCAUUGAUGAGGAUGCUAAGCUUAAGGCCACCGAUUUCGGCUUGUCUGUUUUUUACAAGCCUGGUGAAUCCUUUUGUGAUGUUGUCGGGAGCCCAUACUAUGUCGCACCAGAGGUCUUGCGCAAGCUCUAUGGACCUGAAUCAGAUGUUUGGAGUGCAGGGGUUAUUCUGUACAUCUUAUUAAGUGGGGUGCCACCAUUUUGGGCCGAAUCUGAACCGGGGAUCUUCCGACAGAUUUUACUAGGAAAACUUGAUUUUCAUUCUGAGCCUUGGCCUAGCAUUUCAGACAGUGCCAAGGAUCUAAUUCGGAAAAUGCUUGAUCAAAAUCCAAAAACAAGGCUUACAGCACAUGAAGUACUCCGCCACCCAUGGAUUGUUGAUGACAACAUUGCACCUGAUAAACCUCUUGAUUCUGCAGUUUUAUCACGUCUGAAACAAUUCUCUGCCAUGAAUAAAUUGAAAAAGAUGGCAUUGCGUGUUAUUGCUGAGAGGCUAUCUGAAGAAGAAAUUGGUGGACUGAAAGAGUUAUUCAAGAUGAUUGACACAGACAACAGUGGAACCAUAACGUUUGAUGAGUUAAAAGAUGGUUUGAAGCGAGUAGGAUCUGAACUUAUGGAGUCUGAAAUCAAGGAUCUUAUGGAUGCUGCGGAUAUUGAUAAAAGUGGGACAAUUGAUUAUGGUGAAUUCAUUGCUGCCACUGUCCAUUUAAAUAAGCUGGAGAGAGAGGAAAACCUAGUGUCGGCCUUCUCCUAUUUUGACAAAGAUGGCAGUGGUUACAUAACCCUUGAUGAGAUACAACAAGCUUGUAAGGACUUUGGUUUAGAUGAUAUCCAUAUUGACGACAUGAUCAAGGAAAUUGAUCAAGAUAACGAUGGGCAAAUAGAUUAUGGGGAAUUUGCUGCCAUGAUGAGAAAAGGCAAUGGAGGAAUUGGGAGGCGAACUAUGAGAAAAACACUAAAUUUAAGAGAUGCUCUUGGAUUAGUAGACAAUGGGUCCAAUCAAGUUAUUGAGGGCUACUUUAAGUAAUAAUUACUUGGAGACAAAAUUGACCAAAUAUUAAUUUAGUAAAUUUCUACGUUGUUUGUAGUUGCUUGACCAAAUUUUGCGUAUCUUUUAAAUUAUAGACCCAUCUUUCCUGGAAAGUUUUUCAUCUUGAUCUGGAUGAGGUCCAUGAAAAAAUGAAAUGGUCCAUACAACGAA